CAGAGUGGGUGGCAGGCGGAAAAUGCACCAAAUGCUGGAUACACAACCGCCAUAAAUCCAAGGAAGAAGAAGGUAUCAAUAUACAACAGAGCGCACAACAUGAGCUUCACCAUUGAAGAAAGAGGAAACCCUAACACCUUGAGCUACAGGGUGUUUUUCAAGAAUUCAGAUGGAAAGUACAUUUCACCAUUCCAUGACAUACCUAUGUAUGCAGAUGAAGCUCGGAACAUUUUCCACAUGGUUGUUGAGGUACCAAGAUGGACAAAUGCAAAAAUGGAGAUUGCUACAAAAGACCCUCUGAACCCAAUUAAGCAAGAUGUGAAAAAGGGCAAUUUGCGCUAUGUGGCAAAUGUUUUCCCAUAUAAAGGCUACAUUUGGAAUUAUGGAGCAAUUCCUCAAACUUGGGAAGACCCUGGGCACAAAGACAAUGACACAGGCUGUUGUGGUGACAAUGACCCAGUUGAUGUCUGUGAAAUUGGUAGCAAGGUGUGCUCUCGUGGUGAUGUUAUCAAAGUGAAAGUCCUGGGUGUUUUAGCAAUGAUUGAUGAAGGCGAAACUGAUUGGAAAGUCAUCGCAAUCAAUGUCAAUGACUCAGAGGCAAAAGACUUGAACAACAUUAGCGAUGUAAGGCGACUCAAGCCAGGCUACCUUGAGGCCACAGUGGAUUGGUUUAGGAGGUACAAAGUACCUGAUGGGAAACCUGAAAACCAGUUUGCAUUCAAUGGAGAGUUUGAAGACAAGGACUUUGCCAUUGAGACAAUCAAAGCCACCCAUGGCUACUGGAAAGAACUUGUCUCACAACACACUAAUGCUGGAGAACUAAACUGCAAGAAUACGUGUGUCUCAGAGGGAGAUAGUCCAUUCUGCUGUUCAGCAGAUGAAGCUAAAGCAAUUGUUGAUGGAUCAUGCAUGUGUGGAGAUGCCAGUCCAAUUCCUAGCUCAGUUGACAAAUGGUUCUUCUAUGCGAAGAACUGAACAAUACACUGUAGAUGGACCAGUCUGAUCACAUGUUUAGAAUAUGUAUGUCAAUAUCUGUGUAGAAUAAUGGAUGUUUUAGAAAACCUGUUUACAUAAGACUUUUCCUGGUUGGAUGAAUCUUACAAUAACAUAAAGAGGAGUUAAAUAAUGUCUUGCUAAGUUAAGUUUUGUAUAUGAUUAAGGUAUUAGAUAUUCAGUGGGAAAGAUAGUAAUGUUAGCAAACAGUCUGGUCAAACUCCGGUACUGUAGAAUUAUGAACAAUUGCUUUAAUAAAACGAUACUGCUAUUACCAAAUACUUCUUUGUUUAAGGUG
Xyrauchen texanus (razorback sucker) is the source of this 1291-nucleotide messenger RNA. Its product is annotated as inorganic pyrophosphatase-like. Bases 100 to 975 code for a protein of 291 amino acids. Gene Ontology annotation, cellular component: cytoplasm. The record is from RefSeq and is a predicted model, not a curated record. Lineage: Eukaryota; Metazoa; Chordata; Actinopteri; Cypriniformes; Catostomidae. The transcript is spliced from 11 exons. Gene Ontology annotation, molecular function: magnesium ion binding; inorganic diphosphate phosphatase activity. Gene Ontology annotation, biological process: phosphate-containing compound metabolic process.